GUCUCAAAAGGUGGUGCCAAUAGAGAUAUAUAUGCACGAGAGUAGAGGAGAUGAAAAUGUUGACUACCUGAAUGACAGGAAGACUCGCGAACGACGCGGUAAACCUUGUCAAGUGCGGGCCGAUCUGGAUCUGAUCGACAUUAUUGUUCGGGUCCCCAGUAGACACAGGCACAGACCUCUCAAGAUCUCAACGUUCAACACUAAUCCAACUCGGUCUUUGAGCCUUGUCACCCAACAUGUCUGAUAAUCCUUCACCUAUUCUGCGGCCAACCCCCACAGACGGCUUCCCCAGUCUCACCUCGCUUCAACAAAUAGCGACCGAGAACACUCUCAAGAACCGACACCCAUCCGCCGCGCUUCCAACAGACACAAAGCCUCCCGAAGCCGUCUUACAGCGCAACCAACACAUUCAAUUCCUCGUCCGAAAUCUCAUCCAAGGAUUCCCCGCUAGAUAUACUUCGCAAGAUGCAAGUCAGCCCUGGUUAAUCUUCUGGACCUUGCAAGGAUUCAGCGUGCUUGGUGUCGGGCUGGAUGAGAAGAACAAGAAGAGGAGUUCGUAGAGCUGUGGAGACCCUUCUUGGACUGCAACACCCUGAAGGCGGGUUCUGCGGUGGUCCCGGUCAAGCACCCCACCUUCUUCCUACGUAUGCAGCGACAUGUGCACUAGCUAAUGCCGGUCAACCGGGGGAAGGUGGCGGCUGGGAUGCUAUUGACCGAGAGAAGAUGUACGACUUUUUCAUGUCGCUGAAGCAACCCGAUGGUUCAUUCCUGGUGACGUAUGAUGGAGAAGUUGACGUUCGUGGUAUCUACUGUUUAUUGGCAGUCGCAACGCUCCUGAACCUCCUCACGCCCGAACUCAUCGCCGGAACCCCAGAAUUCCUCGCUACAUGUCAAACCUACGAAGGUGGUUUCGGGAACGCUUCCUUCCCAGGCUGGGCCCUCCGUGAUGACGUUGCUCCCGGUGAACCCGCAAUCGACCCUACGUCGCCCCGUCCACCCCUCGGAGAAGCACACGGCGGAUACUCAUUCUGUGCACUCGCAUCUUGGGUUCUCCUCCUGCCCUACAUCAACUCCUACCCCACACACUCCCCGUCCCUUCCCAAGCCCUCGAUCAACAUCCACUCUCUACUUCGCUGGUUAGCACAUCUGCAAGGCGAGGCGAUUGAGUUGGGUGGGUUCAAGGGACGGACGAAUAAACUUGUGGAUGGAUGUUAUAGUUGGUGGGUUGGUGGGUGUGUUGGGAUUAUUGAGGGGUUGUUGGCCGGGGGCGGAGUUGGGGUUGCGGAUGAGAGUCCUGAAAAUGAAGCUGCUGGUGAACAACACGAUGAUGGUUGGGAUGAUGUCGAUGACUCGUUGUACAAUCGGAAAGCGUUGCAAGAGUAUAUUCUGUAUGCCGGACAACAUCCAGCAGGAGGUUUAGUGGAUAAACCACCAAAACCUGCAGAUGCAUAUCACACAUUGUAUGACCUCUCAGGCCUCUCAGCAGCACAACACCGAGUCAUACCCAACUCAAAGCGGGAGAAAGAGCUCUUGGCAUGUUGGACAGAAGACGAAGUCAAGGAUCCCGUGGAGGGCUUACGAAGAGACACGUUCGCAUACGCUCUCAGCUGGUUAGAAGAAGAGGGCGCGUCCAAGUAUGUCGGCGGUGCCCAGAAUCGCGUCAACGCGACCCACCCGCUGUUCAAUCUCACUGUGACACAUGCGGAGAAUAUGAUGGCGCACUUUUAUAAAAGGGACGUGCCGAGUCGGUAUAGAACGAAGCUCUCGAAAUGAGCUCCUUGCACCCCUUCGAUCUAUGGGUGAGAAAGAUAAUGAAGGCGUGCUCGGAAUUUAUAAACCAAAAUUGUAUUAUUACGAUAUUGCCAGUCUGGUAAUGUAUCAACUCUUGGACACUAUUGGUACCACCAGACGCGUGACGGAGACUUACGAAUCUGUUCCCGGCCUUGGUUAGAUAGGUGAAGCAAAUACUAACGACUUCCUAUACUGAUCCUUCGGGAACUUCUGCGGUACCUUUGAAUUCGCAGUUUGGACCUCGUUGCUUGUCCACUUCAGGGCAUCGAAAGAACUCCUUCCUAUAUCUCACCAGGUGCUCGUCCUAAUGCCAUUUCGUAUUCAAUCUUCACUUUCCGGGCGUAGGACUAUACCCCGUGGAGA
This is a messenger RNA of Somion occarium, 2154 nucleotides long. The record is from the annotation of a GenBank genome assembly. Lineage: Eukaryota; Fungi; Basidiomycota; Agaricomycetes; Polyporales; Cerrenaceae.